AUGACAACUAAAAAUAUGGCUACAAUGCUAUGUUCUACAAUGCUGUUGCUUUUGUCUUUGGCAGUAUCAGAGACAUUUACAGCGAGGAUCAUUGGGGGUCAGGAGGUCCAGCCAUACUCUAUCAAAUAUCAGGCAUCCCUGCAGACUGAGAAGUUCCAACACUACUGUGGAGCAACCUUAGUGCACCCUCAGUGGGUGGUGUCUGCUGCCCACUGCUGGAGGCCGAGCACUCUAAUGAAGGUAGUCCUAAGUGAACACAACCUGGAGAAAGACGAAGGCUUUGAACAGGUCUUUAAUGUCUCAAAGAUACAUGUCCACAACUACAACUACAGGAAUUUCAACAACGACAUCAUGCUAAUCAAGCUGAGUGAGCCAGCACAGAUGAAUGCCUAUGUCCAGCCGGUUGCUCUGCCUGAUGAUAACACUCCUCAACUUUAUACUGAUGACUGCACAGUGAGUGGCUGGGGUGUGACACAGGUUUACAGUAACUACCUCUCCCCUGUGCUACGUGCCGUAGAUGUAAAAAUUAUGCCUUACUGCACUUAUUACUACUGGGGGAGGAUCACCUCAAACAUGCUGUGUGCUGGAUCUCAGAUGGGUGGCAAAGACUCCUGCCAGGGUGACUCUGGUGGUCCCCUUGUCUGUAAUGGCAACUUUGAGGGUAUUGUCUCCUGGGGUAUCAGCUGCGCAAACGCAUACUACCCUGGAGUCUACACCAAAGUGCGGAACUACGUCCAGUGGAUCAACUGGGUUAUCGACAAUGACACACCAUGA
Molecule: messenger RNA, 774 nt
Organism: Morone saxatilis (striped sea-bass)
Lineage: Eukaryota; Metazoa; Chordata; Actinopteri; Moronidae
Product: trypsin-3
Exons: 5
Coding region: 1-774 (257 amino acids)
Biological process (GO): proteolysis
Molecular function (GO): serine-type endopeptidase activity
Source: RefSeq, a predicted model, not a curated record